CUUUCUAGACGACGCUCAAUAAGUAAGAAAUAUACUGUUACUAGUCAAUUCAUCUAAACAACUUCGCGUCGAUAUUUUUUAACAACUUACGUUGAUCGUGAUGCAAAAAUUGACUGUAUGCAGAUCAAAGACAGAUUUUGCACUAAGCUUCCUUGAUUUUCCCUAGGCAAAAUCAAAUGGAUGAAUUUGAGCUGUUUAAGGAAUGCGCUAAAAUGGGAUCAAGUUUACCAGGAACACCUAGACUCCGAAAACAUACCGAUCCGGAAUGUGGUUCAAUUUACCAGGAGAAAAUUGAAGCUAAAAGGAAAUCGGUGUCGGAUUAUAAUAGAAAAUUAGGGAAAAAACCGCUUAGUCGUCUAAAUAGUUCUCCAGGACUUUUCAGACAGGGUUCAAUAAAUUCAUCAGGAAGACCAUCGCUUACCGAAUCUGAAAAUGAGCUGGAGAUUUACAGAGUAAGAUCAUUUAGAACAAAAAAGAGAAGUAUCGUCUACCGAGCUGAUUCCUACAAGAUAAGAAAAUCUCCAAGCAUACAAAGCGUUGCUACUCUUAAAUCUAACUGUGCCAGUACUGAAGAUAUCAUUCCAACCUUUAGAGUUCUUGUUCUCGGUUCAGUUGAUGUAGGCAAGACGUGCAUAAUAAAACAAUUUUUAACGAGCGAGUACGUCGGUGCAACCCCUAAUGAAGAGGAUCGUGAAGAUUGCAAUGUCACUGUGUCACUUGAUGGCCAAGAAAUUGUUUUGAUCUUUUCUGAGAAUACAAACGACAGUCAGGCGAUUCCAGAUGUAAAUAUUGAUGCCUAUGUAGUAGUCUACGCUAUUAAUGAAAGGGAAAGUUUUGAGCAAGUGCGAAAGAUUCUUCUUACACUAACAUUGAAUCGAUCACAUAAUUUGGCGAUCAUUUUAGUUGGAAACAAGCAAGAUAUUGUUAGAAAAAGAACAGUUUCCGAUGAAGUUGGACGACGGCUUGCCGAAAAGUACGACUGCAAAUUUAUUGAAGUGUCAGCCCUACUGAAUCAUAAAAUUGAUGAUCUUCUAGUUGGUAUAGCAGCUCAAAUAAGAUUGAAACGAAUCAACGUGGAAAAAAGAAAAUUAUCAGAAACCUUAUCAAUAUUCGACCGUUUCUGUUAUUCCAGAUCAGGAGGAGGUUUAUUAAAAAAAUUUUUUAGAAGGAACUCCUUAAGGAGUAGAAGCUGUGAAAAUUUAUUAAUUUCUUGAAUGUAAAUAAGAGAAAUCCUUCUCUCUCUACUAAAUUUUAAUUAUUAUUAUCUAACUUUGUACUGUAUUAUAAAUACAUUAAGUGCGUUUUCAAACUAGUAUCUAUAACUAUGACAAACCUAUACUACAAAAUCUAUUACACUCGAAACUAAGAUGAUACUUCUGUUGUUUCCGUUUCCUUUUUUCGUACCUCUAUUCGUAUAUAUGAAUAUAAAUUUCAUUAUUACAGAAAAAAUGGUCACUCUAAAUAUUCAAAUUGUCUCUUAAUUUUAUCAUUUAUACAGUAAUAGCCAUGCGGUGUAAGCCGUUACCAUAUGCAUUCUUAUUACGUAAUAUACUGUACAUGAUGACAUCUGUUGGAUAUGUUUAGAACUAACAAAAUUCAUAAGUGC
Molecule: messenger RNA, 1606 nt
Organism: Dimorphilus gyrociliatus
Lineage: Eukaryota; Metazoa; Annelida; Polychaeta; Dinophilidae
Source: the annotation of a GenBank genome assembly